UGCAGUUGACUGUCAUAAUGGCUUUAGUCAGCCUUCGCUCCUGUGGCCGUCUUGGUUUUCAUCUGGGUCUCCGUGCGUAUGCCACUCGACCAGUUGGCACCCCAAGAAAGCGGGAGCAGCAAGAUGACACCCCCGUGUUCCAGUAUGUGGGGCAACACAGGAAGCUCCAAGGGAAGGUGUUUGUGUGGGGCUUCAGCUACACUGGAGCUUUAGGGAUCCCUAGCUUUGUAGUGCCGGACAGUGGCAGAAAAAAGCCCAGGAAGUACCAGCUCACACCUUACCGCCUGGAUACUGAACAGAAGAUUUCCUCAGCAGCCUGUGGAUACGGCUUCACCUUAUUAGCAUCUAAUAGCAGAGAUCUGACCAAAUUGUGGGGCAUGGGCCUUAACAAAGACUCCCAGCUGGGCUUUCAACGUACUCAACACGACCGACAUAAGAGUUACGACUAUGUCCUGGAAGCGUCUCCAGUGUCUCUUCCGCUGGUGAACCCUCAGGAGACACGAGCGCUGCAGGUCUCAUGUGGACGUGCUCACUCACUAGUGCUCACAGACUCUGAGGGAGUUUUCAGCAUGGGUAAUAAUGCUUAUGGGCAGUGUGGGAGGAAGAUUGUGGAGGAUGAAGUGUUCAGUGGCAGUCAUGUUGUUCACAAGAUUGAGGGCUUUGACAGUCGAGUCACCCAGGUGGCUUGUGGGCAGGAUCACAGUCUGUUUCUAACAGACAGAGGCUCAGUGUAUGCCUGUGGGUGGGGUGCAGAUGGACAAACAGGUCUGGGCUAUCACAACAAGGCCUCCUGUCCAGUACCCGUCGGAGGAGAUCUGGCUGGGGUCAAAGUUCAGCAGGUGGCCACAUAUGGAGACUGUAGUUUGGCCGUGUCCACAGAUGGGCAUGUUUUUGGAUGGGGAAACUCCGAGUAUCUGCAGCUGGCCUCUGUCACUGAGGCCACACAGAUUAGCUCUCCAUGGCUGCUGGCCCUGAGGGGUGUGGGUCGAGUCAGACAGGCGGCAUGCGGAGGAACACAGGUGGCUGUACUGAACGAGGAAGGAGAGGUGUUUGUUUGGGGUUUUGGAAUCCUGGGAAAAGGCCCGAAACUUUCCGAGUCUGCUAUCCCAGAAAGAGUGCCACCACGUUUUUUUGGGAGGUCAGAGUUCAACCCUACAGUGAAGGUCUCAUCCAUCCGCUGUGGACUCAAUCACUUUGCAGCCAUCACAGAUCGAGGUGAGCUGUUUGUUUGGGCUAAGAAUGUGAGAGGAUGUCUUGGCAUUGGAAAACAUGAUGACCAGUAUUUUCCAUGGAGGGUGACAGUGCCAGGCCACGUGACAGAUGUUGCCUGUGGUGUUGACCACAUGGUGGCGCUGGUCAGAUCAAUCAUAUGAGACUGUCACGGCAAAUUCGUACUAUUAUUUCAGGCACUUCAGCGAACACCAUUAGAAUGCCACGUUUCAUUAUUUCUCCAGAACCUUUGGACUUGUUACAGGCCCUCACUAAGGAGUCUUCAUGUCACACUGCAUCAAGCCAAGGCUGUGCUUAAGGUAACAAGGAAAUGUGACACCUCCUCUGCUGUUGAC
Molecule: messenger RNA, 1565 nt
Organism: Sinocyclocheilus rhinocerous
Lineage: Eukaryota; Metazoa; Chordata; Actinopteri; Cypriniformes; Cyprinidae
Product: Williams-Beuren syndrome chromosomal region 16 protein-like
Biological process (GO): positive regulation of mitochondrial translation
Cellular component (GO): mitochondrial inner membrane
Molecular function (GO): guanyl-nucleotide exchange factor activity; rRNA binding
Source: RefSeq, a predicted model, not a curated record